AUGGGGGAGGUCCAGGAGGCGCUGCCAGAGCCUGUGAGGUACUCGAGCAGCCAUGUCUGCAGUGAUGAGGACCUGCAUAGCCUAGCAUCCAGACUGAAGGACUGGUUCGGAGUUCUCCACCUCGACGCCAACCGAGACCUCAAAUCCUCCGCCAACUCUGAUUCAGCGGCAGGACGUUUUGACACCAGUAUCUUGCCCAUCUGUAAGGACUCUCUGGGUUGGAUGUUCAACAAGCUGGACAUGAACUAUGACCUCCUGCUGGACCAAUCAGAGCUCAGCGCCAUCUACCUGGACAAGUAUGAGCUGUGUAUGAAGCCCCUGUUCAACUCCUGCGACUCUUUCAAGGAUGGGAAACUGUCCAACAACGAGUGGUGCUACUGCUUCCAGAAACCUGAUGGUCUGCCCUGCCAGAAUGAGAUGAACAGGAGUCAGGGUCGGAGGAACACUGUCAUAGGGGCCUAUAUUCCACGCUGUUCUGAGGAGGGUUACUUUAAGCCAACCCAGUGUCAUGGCAGUACUGGACAGUGUUGGUGUGUGGACAAAUACGGCAACGAGAUCGCCGGCUCCAGAAAACAGGGCAACCCCACCUGUGAGGAGGACCAAGAGACCUCGGGGGAUUUUGGCAGCGGGGGCGCCGUCAUUCUCCUUGAUGACCAGGAGGAGGAGCCAGCUCAGAGUGGGAGGAGCCGGCAGAAGCAGAGGCGGGGCCGGAUCCAUCCCAGAGGGGCCAUUGAGGAUGACGAGGACGAGGAAGAUGACAAAGAUGACGAGAUUGGCUACAUCUGGUAGCUCCGUCCCCACCUGUUCUCCCAUCAACCAACCAGGG
Messenger RNA from Salvelinus namaycush (lake trout), 826 nucleotides. RefSeq names its product testican-1-like. The transcript has 6 exons. Gene Ontology annotation, biological process: establishment of protein localization to extracellular region. Lineage: Eukaryota; Metazoa; Chordata; Actinopteri; Salmoniformes; Salmonidae. Bases 1 to 789 code for a protein of 262 amino acids. The record is from RefSeq and is a predicted model, not a curated record. Gene Ontology annotation, molecular function: calcium ion binding.